Molecule: messenger RNA, 894 nt
Organism: Penicillium pulvis
Lineage: Eukaryota; Fungi; Ascomycota; Eurotiomycetes; Eurotiales; Aspergillaceae
Exons: 4
Coding region: 1-894 (297 amino acids)
Biological process (GO): regulation of transcription by RNA polymerase II
Cellular component (GO): chromatin
Molecular function (GO): RNA polymerase II cis-regulatory region sequence-specific DNA binding; DNA-binding transcription factor activity, RNA polymerase II-specific
Source: RefSeq, a predicted model, not a curated record
AUGUCCCAGUUCCCUCUUCCAUUUGUUGCUACUAUGAACCCAUACCUCGACUCGCAAUAUAGUCGAAGUAUUCCAUCCAUGAUGGAAGGUGAUCCCUCCCCGGAGCUCCGUUUGGGCAGUCCUCACGGACCGGUCCCUCCAUCUCCUUCCUCAUCCGCAGGCGAGUUCAGAGUGAGCAAGGCCAAAAAAGGGAAACGGGUUUUCACACGAGCCGAGCACCGGCGACGCCAUGAACUGAGCCAUCGUUCCAAGAAGACACAUGCGUGCAACUAUGAAGGCUGCACAAAGGCAUUCCACCGUGCAGAUUAUUUAGUACAACACAUGGCACGACAUGACCCUGAGGUGCCAGUAAAAUCGCCUUCAAUGAGAAGCAACUCUACUUCGUCUACUGUCAGCGCACGCCAGUCGCAGCUCUACUCUGCUAAAUCGCCAGCCCUUACUGGAUACCAAUCACCAGUUGCAAGCGUCAAUGCAGGAACACCAAGCGGUGGAGACCAGUUGAUGAUGUGCUCAAAUUGCCUCAACUGUCAAAAUCGGGUGCAGGAUUCUCCCACCUCAGGGAACCAGCUCUACAACUACUCACAAGGCUCAAGCAUGGCUCUUUUCGGCUCCCAGUCUUCACCACCCGCACCACCUCUUGGACUGGACGCCAUUGAUCAGUAUUUGCGAAGCGUUCUGCGUCCAGAGGCCUUUCUACCACCUGUCCAAGCACAGGGGCAGGUGAGCUCUCCUUUCUGGAACAAUAUUGACCCAAAUCUUCCUGCAUUAAAUACUUCGAGCUACCCACAACACACUUCUUACCCUUGGACGCCGGGGACAGAAAGCUUGCCUUCUCAAAAUCAAGCAUCGCACCAAGUGCCAUACAAUCGAGCGGGCCAGGAGCGUAACUCAUGA